GGCAGUAAACGGUCGACGGCUGCCAUCGAAGUUGUCGCUGUGCGUGCUGUGGGAAAGGUCUGGUUUUGAGGUAUCGUGUGACAUUAAAUCCCUCUACGUUGCGCAAUGGUCCCAAUUGAAGCGGCGCCUCCUCCUGCUCAAUAGUUAGUUCAAGUGCGGACUGAGAGGGACGAGCUCUUCGGAAGAGCGGUCCACAAGCCAGAAUGCCCCGUUUUCGUCGUUAUCGCGUCUUUCUCGUUUUCGCUGUUAUUAGCAUCCUUGCUCUCUUCCAUUUCACUAGACUUCGAGAGCUGGGGUCUUCAAUCCACAAUUCGAAUGAAUCGACGGCGGAACAACAGAAGCCAGCUGCUCCUCCCGCGCUUCCGCCGCAACGACCUCCAGAACAAGCUGGCCACAACGGGGAGAUUCAGAACCCCCCGGCAUCGCCUAGCAAGGCAAGGAUACCAUCUGUGGUCACUAACACAAAGCAAGGAUCGGUAAAGCCGUCUGUGCAACCGACCAGCUCGCCGGCUCCGACACGACCUGCUCUUGUUUCACCGCCGUCAUCACCCAAGGCUGAAUUCGGCCCUGGUGGCCAGGGAAGAUUGGAGGUGCCCGAAUUGGAUCGUACUGACGUCCGAUGGGUGAAACAGCCCGAAAACUUCCCCGUGGUUCCGUCGAACAUCAUUCCUCUGCCCAAGGGCAAACCGAAAAAUAUUCCUAAGAUCCAAUUCAACUUUCCAGAGGAAUCACAGAAGGCUAAGUUGUCCCGUGAGAAGAGAUUAUCACUUAUCAAGGCAUCAUUCAAACGAUCCUGGGCUGGCUAUAAAACACAUGCUUGGGGUCGAGACGAAUUAAAGCCCGUCUUUGGUGGCGGUCGGGAUCCCUUCAUGGGAUGGGGAGCAACUUUAGUUGAUAGUUUGGACACUCUUUGGAUAAUGGGCUUUGAGAAAGAAUUCGCUGAGGCUGUCAAGGCUGUGGAACAGAUUGACUUCAAAACCAGCAAUCGAAAAGAUAUUCCUUUGUUUGAAACUGUCAUUCGCUAUUUGGGAGGCCUGAUUGGUGCAUAUGAUAUUUGUGAAGGAAGGUAUCCCAUUUUGCUGGACAAGGCGAUUGAGCUAGCCGAAAUCCUAAUGGGCGCAUUCGAUACGCCAAAUCGAAUGCCGCAAACAUAUUAUUGGUGGGCGCCGUCCUACGCUUCACAGCCUCAUCGAGCACCUACCCGGGCCGUUCUUGCUGAGCUUGGCUCUCUGUCUCUUGAGUUCACACGACUAGCACAAUUAACGCUACAGAACAAAUACUACGAUGCUGUUGCUCGGAUCACAAAUGAGCUCGAAAAGUUUCAGUCUAACACCACACUACCAGGUCUAUGGCCCUCACUAAUUGAUGCCUCGGGAUGCAAGAAAAUACUUCGUAACAGCGAUGAAUUAGAAGAUGUGGACGGUUCAGUGAAAAUGCCGCCGUUAAUGCCCAAGGCCAAUGGGCCCCCAGAGGCCCCUAAAAAGAGAAAUGAGGCGGCCUUUAAGCCUUUGCAGAAUACCCAGCCAGCAAAUCCCAACUCACAAUCUAAGGCUACAGAGAAACGUGAUUUGGUCGGAUUCGAAGAUGGGCCCGAUUGCGAAGAACAGGGCCUCAUGCCACCGCCAUUCCAAAUGUCGAACACAUACACGCUGGGCGCUUUGGCGGAUUCAACAUACGAGUAUCUGCCGAAAAUGCAUCUGCUCCUUGGCGGGCUCAGCUAUCAAUACCACAAGAUGUACACCCUAGCAAUGGAUACGGCCAAGAAGUAUCUGCUGUUUCGGCCAAUGCUGCCGGACAAUCGUGAUGUUCUGUUUCACGCAAAGGUAACUUCAAGCAAGCCACCGGAGAAAAAAGAAGAUUUAUAUUCCCAAUAUGAAGGCACUCAUCUUGGGUGUUUCGCAGGAGGAAUGUUCGCCCUCGGUGCCAAAAUCUUUGGGAUUGACGGCGACCUGGAUCUUGCUGCAAAGCUAACCGAUGCGUGCGUCUGGGCAUACAAUGCUACUGCCACUGGCAUUAUGCCCGAAGGCUUUGAAAUGCUUCCUUGCGCCUCCACUGAGCGCUGCGAAUGGAAUGAAACACGAUAUUAUGAAAAAAUCGAUCCUUAUGAAGAGGAGAGAAAGCUCCAAGUUCAGACUUGGCUAGAUCAAAAGGCCGAACUUGAAAAGGUUGAGGGCGUGGAAAGAGCAGAAUUCCAAGCUACCGAAAUCGAGACUUCGCACCUUUCUAAAUCCGCCGUUAGCAAGGGCAGUUCUGGACUUGCCAAAAGGCAGAGAGCAAUGCCCGACGAUCCAUCACGCAUCAGUGGUAUUGACGAUUCAAUUCCUGAUAUUCUUGGACCCAAACCUACGUUCGUUCCUCAUAAGGACUUCGUGGAGCAACGACUUAAAGAGGAGCGUAUUCCUUAUGGAAUGACUGAUAUCCUCUCACGCAAGUACAUUCUCAGACCCGAAGCCAUCGAAUCCGUAUUCUACAUGUACCGAAUCACAGGUGACGAGUCAUGGAGAGAAAAGGGGUGGGAGAUGUUUAAGGCCGUUGAGGCAAGCACAAGAACUGAACUCGGAAGCUCCGCGAUCAAGGACGUGACGAGUCAAGUGCCUAUACCCUUGAACGAAAUGGAGUCGUUCUGGCUCGGAGAAACUCUGAAAUACUUCUUCCUCCUUUUCAGCGAUCCUGACGUCGUCAGCCUAGACGAUUAUAUUUUCAAUACCGAAGCGCAUCCCUUGAGGAUGCCACAGAAAGUUUAAUCGACAUAGACCAGUAUCAUUCGAUAUAUAUAUCUUACGCCAUGCUUGUUAGCAUUCGCCGUAUAUUUGGUGUUGUUUGUUGGGUCAAUGUAACGGAUAGGUUUUCAACGCAGGUUUAGCUAAUAUCUAGGAGAUAUGGGUCGCUCUGGUUUAACAGACUUUGCAUAUAUAUUUGGUAUCAUUCACAAACCGGCCCUUUUACUUUUUAACCGUCCCUUUUCUAUACUUUGUGGUACAUGUCAGUCUCGAGCUUUUGAUUGUAUUUUUAUUUUUGCUAGACGGUUCUUU
Molecule: messenger RNA, 3032 nt
Organism: Coccidioides immitis RS
Lineage: Eukaryota; Fungi; Ascomycota; Eurotiomycetes; Onygenales; Onygenaceae
Product: class I alpha-mannosidase 1A
Exons: 3
Coding region: 204-2744 (846 amino acids)
Biological process (GO): N-glycan processing; carbohydrate metabolic process
Cellular component (GO): endoplasmic reticulum; Golgi membrane
Molecular function (GO): calcium ion binding; mannosyl-oligosaccharide 1,2-alpha-mannosidase activity
Source: RefSeq, a predicted model, not a curated record